AUGGAUCUAGAUAUCAAGAAGCUAGUAAAAUCCUGCAGAGGAUGUGUUCUUGCAGCAAAGUCACCACCUAUAAAAUUUCAACUUUGGCCCAAAACCGAUAUUCCAUGGUCCAGAAUACACAUAAACUUCACAGGACCGUUAAACCAAUCAUAUUAUCUAGUAGUGGUAGAUAGCUUUACUAAAUGGCCAGAAAUGUGUAAAUGUAGCAAACCAACAUCCAUGGUAACAGUCGAAUUUCUGCAUGAACUUUUUGCUAGGUAUGGUGUCCCAGAUACCGUAGUCUCUGAUAACGAUACAAAAUUCACGGUGAAUGAAUUUAAGAAUCUUUGCAAGAUGUACUCAAUUGAACAUAUUACUACUCCACCAUAUCACCCAAGAUCUAAUGGGCAAGUGGAAAGUGGUCAGGUGAAAGGUGUGACAUUGGCCUUUGUAGAGCCUCCAAGACCAGUGAGAUUGAUGCUAUUAAUGUUACAAGAUGACAGCUGA
Octopus bimaculoides (California two-spot octopus) is the source of this 486-nucleotide messenger RNA. RefSeq lists its product as uncharacterized. Lineage: Eukaryota; Metazoa; Mollusca; Cephalopoda; Octopoda; Octopodidae. The record is from RefSeq and is a predicted model, not a curated record.